UACUCCUCGUGUUGUUAUGGCUCUCGGUAGUGAAGUGAAUGAUGAUAAUGCUCCUAAACAGUCUUCACAGAAAGUGAAAAAAUGUCCUGUGACUAACAAUCUUAGCGAAAAAAGUGGCGGUGAUAAUGUUAAUAAAGUUGUUAAAGCCGAGAAAGCGGGAAAGAUGAAAAAGGAUACAGAUGUGAAAAUAGUUAAUUGUAGCAAUGGACACGCCGGAACACCGAACGGCCGCUCGGAUGACGAGGGCGGCGGCGGCAGCGCCCUGCCACGUGUGUCGUACGCCGCGGCGGCACGCAAGGCGUCGUCCCCACAGGCCAACACUACGCCGCAACUACCGCCAAACGCAGAAUGCCCCAAAGGAAAGACUAACAGCGACAAAACGUUACAAACUCAAACGACUAAUAAAUUAAAUGGAGAGAAAUCUCAAUCGGAUGAUAGUGAUAACUCCAAUAAAGAUAAAUUAAUUACCAAAGAACCAAUAUUAAACGGCACUCAGAAUUCCAACAUAAAAGUUGUCAAUGGUGACCCGAAGAAUGUUUCCCAUUGUGAUAUUAGUAGUAGUAAAGUAGUUUCUAAUGGUGUUAACAGUGAUUCAGAUGAUACGAAGUCGAAUAGAUCGGACGAAAGUCAGGAUGCGGUCAUCCAACAAGAUGUACCGGCUAAGGUCGCUUUACCAAAAACUGGUAGCAAGAAAAAAGAUAAGAAGCUGUCUGAGAAAAACAAGGCAGAGGAUAAGAAGGUUUCUGUAAAGGCAGAGGAAGCUGUAAAGAGCGUUGAGGAAGAUAGCGAUAAAUCCAAAGCUGAUUCGAAAAUGGUUAACGGUGAGAAAGAGAGAGAAUCAACACCUAGUGAGGAUGCCGACGAGAAGAAACGAGAUGCCGAAGUUGUGUUCAUACAAGACUUAGGAUUCACUGUCAAGAUAGUCAGUCCCAAGGCUGAGCCAUUAGAUAUACAGGUAUCCAGCAUGGAGCUUGUCCAAGAGAUACAUCAGGUGCUCAUGGAUCGCGAAGACACUUGUCAUAGAACCUGCUUCUCCCUACAACUGGACGGUGUUACUUUAGAUAAUUUUGCGGAAUUGAAGAACAUCGAAGGCCUCAAAGAAGGCUCAGUAAUAAAGGUGGUUGAAGAGCCGUACACGAUGCGCGAGGCUCGUAUCCACGUCCGUCAUGUCCGUGAUCUUCUCAAGUCCAUAGACUACGUGGACGCAUACGCCGGUCAGGAGUGCAGCUCGCUAGCCUUCCUGAAUGUCGUCACACAGGGGGAUAUUUUAGAGAAAAAGAAAUCUCGUCCAGAGAGCGUUGACUGCACCCCUCCAGACUACAUCAUGCCCGGUAGUGUAGACCGCCCUUUAUUGCCUCUGCAUCCCGGACUCACCAAAGAAAAUAAAGCACCGCAAUGUCUCAAGGUACUGACCACGUCUGGCUGGAACCCUCCCCCCGGUCCUCGUAAGAUGUGCGGUGACCUUCUCUAUCUUCAUGUCGUCACACUAGAAGAUAGACAUUUCCACAUCACAGCCUGCGCUCGAGGCUUUUAUCUAAAUCAAUCCACCGAAGAAGUGUUCAACCCUCGUCCAUUCAACCCGUCCUUACUGUGUCAUUCCUUAAUCGAGCUUCUAAGUAUUGUGUCUCCCGCUUUCAAACGUAAUUUCGCGUUGGUGCAAAAGAGACGGAUGCAGAAACAUCCCUUCGAAAGAGUCGCCACACCAUACCAAGUGUACCAGUGGGCCUCACCGAUGCUUGAUCACACAGUCGAUGCUAUCAGAGCCGAAGAUACGUUCUCCUCCAAGCUGGGUUACGAGGAACACAUCCCGGGCCAGACCCGCGACUGGAACGAGGAGCUUCAGACGACACGCGAGCUGCCGCGAGCCACACUACCUGAGAGACUGUUGAGGGAAAGGGCCAUAUUUAAGGUGCACAGUGAUUUCGUUGCCGCUGCCACCCGCGGCGCCAUGGCGGUGGUGGAUGGUAACGUGAUGGCUAUAAACCCGGGCGAGGAGCCCAAGAUGCAGAUGUUCAUCUGGAACAACAUCUUCUUCUCACUGGGCUUCGACGUUCGCGAUCACUACAAGGACCUCGGCGGGGACGCUGCAGCUUUUGUGGCACCGCGUAACGACCUCCAAGGCGUCCGCGUAUACAGCGCUGUGGACACAGCGGGUCUGCAUACACUAGGCACUGUGGUGGUGGACUACCGCGGGUAUCGCGUCACUGCCCAGUCCAUCAUACCCGGGAUCCUGGAGAAGGAGCAGGAACAGAGCGUCGUGUACGGCAGCAUCGACUUCGGCACCACGGUCCUCUCGCACCCGAAAUAUAUGGAGCUGUUAAGCAAAGCUGGUCAACAGCUGAAGAUAAUGCCGCACUCAGUAAUAAGUGCUAACGGCGAGACGGUGGAGUUGUGCUCGAGUGUUGAGUGCAAAGGUAUUAUCGGGAACGACGGCCGCCAUUACAUCCUCGAUCUGUUACGCACUUUCCCGCCGGAUGUCAACUUCCUGCAACUGGAAGACGAUGAAUUAAGGGAGGAUAUUAAAUCUAUGGGCUUCCCAAUCAUACAUAAGCACAAAUUAUGCUGCCUCAGGCAAGAAUUAGUGGACAGUUUCGUCGAGGCGAGAUACUUUAUGUUCAUACGUUACGCUGCGUUCCACCUACAGCAGUUAAGUGCGAAGCGUCAGUGUAAAAAUGUAGAACAGAAAUCUAUAGAAGGCAAAGAUAAAGAUAGUGAUAAGAAAGAGGCUGUUAAAGAGACUGAAAAAGCAACUAAGAGAGACAAUAAAAGUCAGGAAAAGGAAGUCAAAGAAAAGAAAAAGAAAGAAGAGAAAAAAGAUAAACAAGAAAAGCUAGAUGCCAAAAAGGAUGACGUCGGUGUUGAAGAUACUGAAAAUAUUGAUGUGAAUAUAAAAGAAAAAGUAGAUGAACUCCUGCUGAGUGAAAACUACUCCGACAUCGAUACAGACGUCGCCAAAAAGAUCGUGGAGAGCAUCACAGACUCGAUUUGUAGCGGAGGGAAACAAGAAACUGAUUCAGGUGAAGGUUCGAGAGCGGUGGUGUCGUCAGCGGCGCGGGCGGUGGCGUCUCUUAAGGAGUCGGAGUUCGACGUCCGGUUCAAUCCCGACGUGUACUCGGCGGGCAUCAAACACGCGGCCGCCCCGGAGCAGCUGGCGAAACAGAGACACCUCGUAAAGGAAGCGGCGGCCUUCCUACUCACGACACAGAUACCCGCCUUUGUCCGUGAAUGUCUGGAGCACACGUCGGCGCCCAUGGACGGCGCGGGGCUGACUGAGGCGCUUCACGCCCGCGGCAUCAACGUCCGCUACCUGGGCCGCGUCACCGUCGCCCUCAAGCCGCACGCUUCGCUCUCAUACUUACACGCGAUCGCUCUGGCAGACCUGCUGCUGAGAGCCGCCAAACAUAUAUACACGCCCUACUUGCAGGGCUGUGAAGCGAUGUGUACGAGUGCAGCGGUGGCACACUUCCUGAACUGUCUGUUGGGAGCGUGUCCCAAUCCCGUGGCCAGUAUGUGCGAGGCCCCGGCCAAGGUGACUCGCUCUAGAGGAAGGAGGUCUAAGAAGAAUCACACUUCCUCCCCACCACCCACACCGGACUGGCAAAACCUCACGCCUAGGACACUAUUCACACAGAUUAAACAGGAACUUAAGUCCUACUGGGGCUACGAGUUAAACGCUGAAAACAUGGAUGUUGUCAUUGAAAAGAAUGGUCUUCAAAAAAUUUCUCUGCUCAGAUCUUUUGCACUGAAAGUUGGUCUGCAAAUGUUACUACGGGAAUACGACUUCGACAAUAAGAACAAGACCACAUUCUCCAGUUCCGAUAUAAUGAACAUUUUCCCAGUCGUUAAACAUAUUAAUCCAAGGGCCUCAGAUGCUUACAACUUCUAUACAACUGGACAAAAUAAAAUUCAAUCAGGAGCCGUGUCCGAGGGUCACGAACUGAUAGCCGAAGCUCUAAAUCUCCUCAACAACGUGUAUGGUGCUAUGCAUGGGGAAAUAGCGCAGUGUCUCCGCAUGGUCGCUAGAUUGUGCUACGUGACCGGCGAACAUAGAGACGCCAUGGCGUACCAACAAAAAGCGGUUCUGAUGUCCGAAAGAGUGAAUGGCAUCGACCAUCCGUACACCAUAACGGAAUACUCUCACCUAGCCUUGUACUGCUUCGCGAACGGUCAAGUGAGCACUGCUCUGAAACUGUUGUACCGCGCUCGGUACCUCGCCUUGUUGGUGUGCGGAGAGAAUCACCCAGAGAUGGCGUUACUGGACAGCAACAUAGCGUUAAUACUGCACGCGGUGGGCGAGUACGAGCUGUCGCUGCGGUUCGCGGAGCGCGGGCUGCGGGUGACGGCCGCCACACACGGCGCGCGCUCGCUCAAGGCGGCGGUCGCUCGGCACCUGCUGGCGCGCACGCUCUCCUGCCUCGGGGACUUCCGAGCGGCCCUGCAGCACGAGAAGGAGACCUACUCCAUAUAUAAGCAACUGCUGGGAGAAAAGCACGAGAAGACCCGCGAGUCAUCAGAGUGUCUCCGUCACCUGACGCAGCAGGCGGUCGUGGUACAGAAGCGACUGGCGGAGGCCUUCGCCCGCGGACACCACGCGCACCCCGCGCCCCUCCACAUACAACCGCCCGCGAUGUCCUCCGUCAUAGACAUGCUCAACCUCAUCAAUGGAAUACUUUUCGUACAGAUAAGUCCGCAAGACAUCGAGCAGUUCAAGGCCGAAAUAGAGAAAAGACAACUGAAGGAUUUGCCCAUCCCCGGCCUCGGCGAGGCGAGCGUUAAGGAUAUAAAGGAGGCAGAGGCGGGCGCCGCGGGGGGAGAGGGGGAAGCCGGGGGAGGGGAGAGUUGAAACUUGCGAGCAGCGGGAGGGGGGCACGCCGCCCUCGCCCGCCACACUCACCACCCACACCACCAUCACUGUACCAUUGAUGAUCGAUCAUAUUGUUCCUUGCUAACGAGGUAUGCCGUAGUGAAUAGCGUGCUAAGGUUUGAUGUAGAUUUUUUGGUUUCGUUUAGACAAAUUUUGUGGAAAUUAUUUUCGAACAAAUAUGUAUAAUUAUGUUUAGUUUGAUGUUACGCGUGCGAUACGGUGCGUUCGCGCGCUAUGUUCGGAACGCGGCUAAAGGUCCACGGACACCCAGAGUAGAGCUGUGGUUUUUAGUGAUAGCGGCAAGUUUUGGUUGUGAGCCAGAGGAAUCGCUGAUAAUACUGGUGCUACUGCCGACAUGACCUUUAUUAUAAUUAUUAUGGUUUUACUGAAUUGUUAUUGAGUAUUAUUUCUUGUUUUUUUUUUUUUAUUAUUCUCGCGGAAAUAUAUCGUUGAAAUACCCGAUGUUUUAGACAAAAAGGUUGUAUUGUGAUUGAAAUGUAACAGUGUGGAAAUGUUUGGAUAUAGUUUUGUUUUUAUAUUAUUUGUAUGCGGUACGGACGUGCGACGAGGAACGCGGCCGAUGAGAAGCACUGAAAAAAAAAUACUGCCUUAGCUAUUUUUUUCUACUUCUUCUGAUUUUAGUAUUUUUAGUGCCAUAUGUAGUUAAAGUAGGUUGUUUUAUAACUUCUGUUAGUCUGUGAUAUGAAGUGUUUGUAUUCGAGCUUGCUUCCUUGUCGUCUCAACUAAAUAUUUGCCUUUUAAAUCUGUCUCCGUUUUAUAUGAUGUAUUUAAUGUUAUUUGAAAAUAUUUAAAUACAAAUACCGCUCCAACACAAAAUAAUUGUAUGUAAUCUAAAUCGCGUCGUGUACACGUACAGUUGUUUAUAUAUAUAGUCAUAUAUUUGAUAUUUGUAAAGUUCCAUAUAACGUAUUGUGUAUGAGGACAGUAUUUAGACACUCAAUACAUUAACAGGCCGGCACAAAUUAUUUUUACACACCUAUUAUUGAAGGAUUUCAUUUUAUUGAUAUAUUUAAUAUUGAAAAUAAAUAAUUAUUAACAAAUAUUUUUUAUGAAUACAGAUAAAAAAAAUUAUACGUAUGUAUCUCGCAUUAAACGAUAACUACGUUAUAAAAUUAUUUUUCAUAAAGAUAUCAGUAACGCGUCUCUGGGUGUCCUCUAUCUAUAUAUCUGACUAUGGAUUAUAUAAAAUCUAUUAAAAUGAAAAGAUCAGUCUGUUAAUGAUUUGGGUCCUAAUGAUUACAAUUAGUGUAGUGAGAAAUUUUUAGUAGAUGUGUUUAUAGCGUACAGUAAGCCGAAAUUGUUUGUACGGGCAUUUGGAACGCGAUAACUCACUGAUAUAAAAAAAUAUAAAAAAAAAAUCAUAUCGUAUUUUUGAUGUAAGGGAAACGGCAAUAUCAGUAAACGGUGUGAAGGUUAUCUGCUUACGAUUGCCCCUUAAAUUGUAUGCUAUUUUAGUGUGUUGGUAAUGUUGGGCAGCAUUAUUCUUAAUAUUAAUUAAAUUAUAAGGAAAUUGUUUGAUGAAUUACGUGCCUAAACAUACGAUAGCUAUGUUGUUGUUACAUUUCUCUAACAAUAUGACGAUCAUGUAAAUACGGCGCUGUUCGUAGAGUACUAAUAUAAUUCGUUUUUAAUUAA
Molecule: messenger RNA, 6520 nt
Organism: Danaus plexippus (monarch butterfly)
Lineage: Eukaryota; Metazoa; Arthropoda; Insecta; Lepidoptera; Nymphalidae
Gene: clu
Product: clustered mitochondria protein homolog
Exons: 24
Coding region: 17-4843 (1608 amino acids)
Biological process (GO): intracellular distribution of mitochondria
Cellular component (GO): cytoplasm
Molecular function (GO): mRNA binding; protein binding
Source: RefSeq, a predicted model, not a curated record